Molecule: messenger RNA, 1355 nt
Organism: Camelina sativa (false flax)
Lineage: Eukaryota; Viridiplantae; Streptophyta; Magnoliopsida; Brassicales; Brassicaceae
Product: protein SRG1
Source: RefSeq, a predicted model, not a curated record
AAAACAGAUUGUCCUUUUAAUUCUGUUUGACUUGUUGUUUAUCUUUCUGUGGAAAUUAGAGCAACUUUUCAAGAAGAAGCGGCCAUGGAAGGCAAAGGAGUAACCCGACGCUCUAUCAUAGUUCCUUCUGUUCAAGAAUUGGUGAAGGAGGAUAUGAUCACGGCGGUUCCUCCGAGGUAUGUACGGUCCAGUCAAGUUGACAAAGCUGAGGUAGCCGUUGAUUCUGAUCUAAGAAACCAGAUCCCGAUCAUAGACAUGAGUCUUUUGUCUUCUUUGGAUUCUGAGAUUGACAAGCUCGACUUUGCAUGCAAAGAAUGGGGUUUUUUCCAGCUUGUAAACCAUGGGAUGGACUCAAGUUUCUUGGAAAAGUUCAAGUCGGAGAUUCAAGAUUUCUUCAAUCUUCCCAUGGAAGAGAAGAAGAAGUUAUGGCAAAAACCCGAUGAGAUCGAAGGGUUUGGACAAUUAUUUGUGGUUUCAGAAGAGCAGAAACUCGACUGGGCAGAUAUGUUCUUACUUACUAUGCAACCUGUCCGACUUCGCGAGGCUCACUUGUUUCCCAAGUUACCUCUUCCCUUUAGAGAUACACUAGACAAGUAUUCGGCUGAAGUGAAAAGCAUAACUAAGUUCCUAUUGGCGAAAAUAGCGGUAGCACUGAAGAUCAAGCCCGAGGAAAUGGAAGAGUUGUUUGAUGAUGAGUUAGGGCAGAGGAUGAGGAUGAAUUACUACCCGCCUUGUCCAGAGCCAGAUAAGGUUAUUGGUCUAACUCCGCAUUCUGAUUCUACAGGACUCACCAUAUUGUUGCAGGUUAAUGAUGUUGAUGGUCUCCAAAUCAAGAAAGAUGGCAAGUGGGUUACUGUCAAACCUCUCCCAAAUGCUUUAGUUGUCAACAUCGGAGACAUCUUAGAGAUCGUAACGAAUGGGACAUACCGGAGUAUAGAGCAUCGUGGAGUUGUGAACUCAGAGAAAGAGAGGCUUUCUGUGGCAACAUUCCACAAUACGGGAUUGGGUAAAUACAUUGGUCCGAUGAAAAGUAUCGUGGAAAGGCAUAAGGCUGCAAUUUUCAAGAGCGUAACCACCGAGGAGUAUUUCAAUGGCUUGUUCUCCCGUGAACUUGAUGGAAAAGCUUACCUCGAUGUUAUGAGAGUCUAAACGAAGCGAAGCAAUGCAUACCUCCUCUGUUUUUCAUACUUUCUACAAAUAGGCAAUCUCUCUGUCUCUCCUUCAAUGGCCAAUAAAGAACGCUUUUGCUUCUUCACGCUAGUGUUGCUCAAACCACUUAUGUAAUUAUAAUAACACAAACGCUCUGAUUUUCACAAAUAGCAAUAAAGGGCUUAUGGCAAAAUCUCCUAGUUUAA